AUGCGCAUCAACAAGGCCCUCACCAGCGCGGCAAAGUCCAGAAAGGCGGAUUCCGUCGGCAAGGUCUUGCGGGUGUCUGCGAUGAACUUGCACCUCAUGAACGGUGUCAACCUGGCCACGGCUAUCCAUCGGCUCGCGCGUGCGUGCGAGGGGUCGAAACCUAGCAUUGAGCAAGUCACCAGCGAUUCAGUCUUCCAGCUAAUGCUGGAGAUGGCUGAGUGCAAGGCGCAGCAGGAGUUCCAGCUGCAAGAUACAAGCAUGCCGGCCAACUGCUGCACAAUUAUUACCUGGUCCUGCGCGGUUCUGCGGAUUUUUGUGCCAUCCUUGCUGGGGGUACUUGCGAGAGUGGCAUCUAGGUCAUUGACAGACUGCCAGCCUUUUGAAGUCACCAACAUGCUCUGGGGCUUCGCGGAGCUCAGCAAGCGGGAGCCCGCCACAGCGGCUGGCUUGGAGGCGCACAUUCAGGAGCUGGUGGAUGCUGCGGCCUACGUUAUGAUGCCUCGAGGGCCAGCAUCUUGGAAGGUGCAGGUCCUUAUCUCGGCUUUCGUCUCGCUGACCUCCUUACCGUGCGCAGGCCAAACCACGGCAAGGCUUUUGCUGCUAAGCAUCGCUGAAGAGCUGGCAGAACGUGGUGCAGAGCUGGAGACUGCUAACUCUCAACCGGUUUUUGCAGCUUGUUAUGCUCUGCGCUGGAGUCACCCGAAGGUGUUCGAGGAUAUCCUGGCCACCGUGGCCCCCAAGAACUCUGCCUUCAUAUCGCAGGUCUUUCUUGCCGGCGAUGCUUCUGCUGGGAAGGGGAGGCGUGUGCAAGUCAUGCAGAUGCACAGGCAGCCCGCGAUGGCAGCAAGCAGGUUUUUGCCAAACUCCUUCUCUCUUUGA
Symbiodinium pilosum is the source of this 879-nucleotide messenger RNA. The record is from the annotation of a GenBank genome assembly. Lineage: Eukaryota; Dinophyceae; Suessiales; Symbiodiniaceae.